Molecule: messenger RNA, 1566 nt
Organism: Penicillium angulare
Lineage: Eukaryota; Fungi; Ascomycota; Eurotiomycetes; Eurotiales; Aspergillaceae
Exons: 5
Coding region: 1-1566 (521 amino acids)
Biological process (GO): transmembrane transport
Cellular component (GO): membrane
Molecular function (GO): sulfate transmembrane transporter activity
Source: RefSeq, a predicted model, not a curated record
AUGCCGCGACAAACAUUAUACUCGACAUUUGAGACGAAAGAUGCCUCCGUAUCUGUCGACCAGACAGGACCCUUAGCAACAGACUCGGAUCAGAGCAAAAGCGGGACUAUCGCGGGUGGUGGCUCGAUAGAACUUUAUGCACCUGUUGAACAGUAUGAGGGUAAACACAGAUAUGAUCCCAGUGCUGUGUGGACGGAGAAGGAAGAAAAGGUUCUUGUUCGAAGACUUGAUUAUAGAAUUUGUUCCUGGGUCUGCUUAAUGUUCUUCGCUCUUCAACUCGAUCGCGGAAACAUAUCGCAGGCAUUAUCAGACGGGAUGCUUACAGACCUCGGUCUUACAACAAACCAAUACAACUACGGAAUGACAAUAUUCUAUCUCUGCUUCUUAUGCGCGGAAGUACCGUCCCAAAUGAUCUCCAAGCGUCUUGGUCCGGAUAGAUGGAUUCCCAUCCAAAUGCUCACUUGGAGCGUGAUCGGAAUUUGCCAAGGACUCGUUCGUGGACAGAAAAGUUUUUACGCGGUUCGUGCCCUUCUGGGUCUUGUUGAAGGGGGCUUCAUCCCUGAUGCGCUUCUAUAUUUAUCGUACUUUUAUACCAAUAAGGAGCUUCCGAUGCGGGUGGCCUUUUUCUAUUGCGCUUCGAACGGAACAUACAUCGUCGCGGCAUUCUUGGCAUUUGGUAUAUUGCAUAUGGGAGGGUUUGGUGGAUGGGAAGGUUGGCGAUGGCUGUUUGCGCUUGAGGGAGCCUUAACUGCUAUUAUUGGUGCUAUAUCUUGGUUUUAUUUACCUCCUAGCCCGACACAGACGGCGAGUUGGUUCCGUGGGAAGAAUGGUUGGUUUACGGAACGAGAGGAGGUCAUUAUGGUCAAUCGGGUGCUUCGAGAUGACCCAGCUAAGGGUGGCAUGCACAACAGGCAAGGCCUGACUUUGAAGCUUCUAUGGGCUUCUCUGAUGGAUUAUGACUUGUGGCCCCUUUAUUUGAUCAGCUUUACGAUGCUCAUUCCUACGAAUCCAGAGCAGGCAUACCUGACCCUUUUCUUGAAGUCGCUUGGGUUUGAUACAUUCCAGGUCAACCUCCUGACUAUUCCUGGAUACGUCCUAUUUUUGAUCCAACUGGUCUUUUGGUCCUGGGUCUCGGAGAAGAUUAAUAACCGCAUGGCUAUUGUAUUGUUUUAUUCCUUUUGGUGUCUCCCAUUGUUAAUGGGUUUGGAAUUAAUGCCAUCCUCCGCAAGCCCUUGGAGUUGUUUGAUAUCUCGGAAUGCUGGCUCUGUACGCACGCGCACUGUCGGAAGUGCCGUGUAUAACAUGAUCUGCCAAGCUGGAUCUAUUAUUUCUUCAAACAUCUACCGCGACGAUGACAAGCCAUAUUAUAGGAGAGGUAAUAAAAUACUUCUUGCCAUUGUGGGUUGGAACAUCGUGAUGACCAUCUUCAUUAAAUGGUACUUUAUGCAGAGAAACCAAUCUCGCGAGAAGAUCUGGGAUGGCAUGACUGAGGAGGAAAAGAAUGAUUAUCUUAUUAACACAAAGGAUGAAGGUAACAAGAGGCUGGAUUUUAGAUUUGCACAUUAG